Molecule: messenger RNA, 3741 nt
Organism: Bacillus rossius redtenbacheri
Lineage: Eukaryota; Metazoa; Arthropoda; Insecta; Phasmatodea; Bacillidae
Product: E3 ubiquitin-protein ligase RNF103-like
Exons: 6
Coding region: 290-2260 (656 amino acids)
Biological process (GO): protein ubiquitination
Cellular component (GO): endoplasmic reticulum
Molecular function (GO): ubiquitin-protein transferase activity
Source: RefSeq, a predicted model, not a curated record
AUUUGAUCAGUAACAAUGUAUUAUAUUUGUUAUUUAAAAUACCGUUUAGUUAUCAGUUUUGAAUUUUUAUUAAAAAUUUUCAUCGGUAUUCUUUGAUGUUCUAAUAGAAAUGAUUUAAUAUGUCAAAUUUCCCGCCAAGUAUUCUUUAGGCACGUGACGUUGGUUAGGAUAGAUUGUUUAUCAACAGUGUUCAAGAGAAAGUGGAUUCGACAUCCAAGUACAUAGUAGAUCCAGAACAUCAUUAUAUGCCAACAUUCCAGUCAUCCUUUUUAUUCGCAUUAUUUACACAAUGAGGUCGUUCUGGAUACAACUUACUUUGCUGCUAGUGUACUUAAUCAUUGUGUUUUUAAUUUCUCGAAUUUUGGAGCUGGUUCCAUGGUACAAGAAUGGCUCUGCAUUGGUUCAAGCCGUCGAUCCUUUCACAUUAAGUGUCCAGCAGUUGAAACAGCUUCUUGAAAGCAGAGGCGUCAGUGAGAUUGGUUACGUGGAAAAGAAAGAUCUUGUGGACCUCGUCAAAGAAUCUGCGCCGGUGUCCCAGGGCGAGGUGCAGGGCCUGGAGGCGCCCCGGCCGACGCCCGCCACCGCCCACUUCUCGGGCGCGCUGCACUUCUACGAGCAGGUGGAGGACACCAAGGACAGCGUGUGGCUGGUGCAGGUGCUCCGGCGCGGCCGGGCGCUGCUGGACGACGCCGGCUGGCGCUCCGUGCGCGCCCAGGUGGCGCCCUUCGCCAUCCGCACCGGGGUCUUCGACUGCCGGCUGGACAUGCGGUUGUGCAAGAGCAAAGGAUGGGAGGAGUCGUUGCUAGUUCUUGCGAUGCCGAAAGGCACUCGAUCCAAAGACAAGGUUAUAUUGAAAACUUUUUCUUCCAAGAAACCUGAGAGCGUCGUGGGGUGGGUCCGUGCCGAGCUGUCGGUCCGGGUGCACAAAGUGGCGGGCGUGGAGGAGGCCCGGUGCGGCUGGCUGGGGCAGUGCGCGGCCCAGGAGAACAGCACGGCCCCCGGGCCCGGCCGGGACGCCCGGGACGUCCGCGUGCUGCUGCUCACCCACAUGCUGCACCCGCCCUUGUUCCUGGCCGCCCUCAGCAUCAGGUUCACCGGCCGGGUCCGGUUCGGCAUGCUGGCCGUGCGGAGGGGGCGCCUGGCAGCCGUGCGGCGCCGGCUCGGGCUGCCGGAGCUCGGGCGCGCGCCCGCGUACCUGGUCGUCACCCCGGAGAAGUCGGUGGUGUACGGCCGGCGCCGGCUCGAGCACUUCAACUUCCACUCCAUGAACGUGUUCCUGAAGGCGGUGCAGCCGGAGAUGAACGACGUCUUCCUCUGCAGCCUGGUGGUCACCAACCUGCUGGCGAUCCUGCAGACCUGCCAGGUGUGGGAGUGCCUGUGGUGGAAGCACGUCGCCCAGUGCCUGUGGAUCAUGUUCAGCUACAACUUCUGGUUCUUCAUCUCCUGGCUGCUGCUGCUCGCCACCUACAAGUUCUCCGUGGUGAGCGCCGCGGCCGAGCUGGGGCUCUCGCUGGUGCACCGAGCCAGCCUCUCCGAGCUCGGCUCCCUGGUCCGGUCCGACUGCCUCGCGCUCAUGCACCACCCGUACAUCUUCUUCACGACGUUCGCCGUGUUCGCGUUCGUGGCGGCGCUGGUGCUGAACCGCGCGUGGCCCGUGGAGCGGGGCGCGGGCGUGCGCUGGACGGGCGUGCUGCCGGCCGGCUCGCGCUGGAUCAGCCGCUACCUGUUCCGCCCCAUGGGCGGCAUCUCCGCGCCCGUCUCGUCCAACGACCACGUCCGGGAGGAGCUGGAGUGGCUGAUCGAGCGGCUGGCCGUCCCCAACCUCUGGCUGCAGCCGGUCGUCCCGCACGGCUACGUGAAGGGCCUGCCGGCGUGGCGGUUCAGGGGGUGGGACGCCUGUCGGGGGGACUCCCCGGCGGUCCUGGAGCGCCUGAUGGACGCCCGGGACCCGGCGGACGUGCUCUGCCGUGGCCGGGGGACGCCGCGGGCGGGCCCCGACGAGGCCGGGUCCACGCCGAGCGGCAGCGACGUGUCCGAGGACAGCGGGGACGAGGGGGCCGUCGCCCCGGCGGGCAUGCGCCCCACCGCGGAGUGCGCCGUGUGCCUGGAGCAGUACGCGCGCGGGGCGUGGCUGUGUGGCCUGCCGUGCGGACACUCCUACCACCAGGACUGCAUCAUGGCCUGGCUCACCCGGGACAACCACAACUGCCCCGUGUGCCGCUGGCCCGCCUACAAGCAGAAGCACCCGCGUGUCGAGUGACUGACACACACGACACCUUCCCCUCCCCUCCUCGCUGUCCGAGUAUGUUGCACCUUCCUGAGAAGUCCGUCUUACCAGGCAUUCACAACGUUAAACUAACUGAAAACCUGUAUCCAAAAUCAUUUGCAUUUCAUUUUCGUGUACUAUCACAAACAUGAUUUUAAUUUUUUUUUCCACAAAAGUUGUUUUCCUUAUUUAAAAAAUAAUAAUAAUAUUUUGUAUUGUAUUAAUAUUAUUAUAUGUGAUCACAGGAAAUAUACAUUGUAACUUGUAGCAUUAUAUUUUUUAAGAGUGCCAUAUGCAUUUUUUUUUUUUAGUUGGCAGAAUAUUUUUCUCUUCCCCAAAAAUAAUUGUAAUGUUAUUGAAAAGAUGCAAGCCUUGGAAAUUAACAUUCAAUACAAAAUAAUAUUCAGAUAUAAAUAAAUUAUUAAUAAACAAAUAUAUUACCAUAUGUGCAGCAAAAAAAAUUUUUUUACUUAGUUUUAUAUUAUAUAAUAAUAGUUGGUAUUUUUUCAAAUACAUUUGCAGAAAGACUUAGCAUUUUUGCAGAAAGAGUAAAAAUGUAAUAAGUUUACAGGAGAGACACAGAAAGUAAGUAAUUUUUCCUGAGAGAAAGUGAAUUAAAUUGUGUAUAAGAAUUUGUACAUGUUAAAUUUUAGUAACAUGUUUACUUGAAUUCAGCUUGUAUAAAAAGAUCUUACACACAGGUUAAGUAUACUUGUAAAGAUUUUUAUUAUUUUUAUUUAUGGUAUUUUUGUUUAGCCCAGCUCUGAAAACCGUGUGGUAAAAAAGCAUGUUUAAUAAAUCUGUCCUUUAUUGUACCGACAGCUUCUGAAAUACAGCAUACAACCAGAUUCUUGUAAUUUUUGUUUAAAAUCAUAAUUUGAUUUAAAACUAAAAUUUAUUAUAAAAUAUUAUUUGAUGCUUUCAAAACAUUGCAAAAUUUUCUUAACUUUUUUUUAUGAUCGUGACUACAUGAAUUUAUAACUGAAAAUUACUGAAAUACUGACUGUAUUCUAUUCUUUUUUAGUCAUGUCAAAAAAAUGUGCACCACAGCGUAUUCUGAUUUAUUGAUGUAUAUAACUGUAUUAUAUGACACAAGUUACUAUGAUAACAAAUUAUGCAUUUUUCUCCAAGUUUAUUUAUUUAUUAAUUUUUGAAUAUUCUGUUGUGACCAAGUCUCUUACACAGUUGCUAAGUGGUUUAGUUGUAAUAAAUAUCUCCUUUGUUUUAGUUACUUUAUGUUCUGAAUCAAGAGGGCAAAUAAAAAUUUAUGUCCACAGAUAAUAGACAUUUUUCACCUUUUUGCAUGCAAUUACAGUAUAUGGCACAAAAAGUAGUAUGUAUUUGUUUAUUGCAUUUUACAGCAAAGCAGAGAAAUGAAUUAAUUAAAUUCUAUAUAACAAAUGAAUUUGUAAGCUAUUAAAUCCAGGGAACUUGUGUAAAAAAUCAAUAUACGUAAUGUAAAUAAAAUAUUUCUC